Messenger RNA from Penicillium odoratum, 294 nucleotides. RefSeq lists its product as uncharacterized. NCBI's taxonomy places the organism in Eukaryota, Fungi, Ascomycota, Eurotiomycetes, Eurotiales, Aspergillaceae. The transcript has a single exon. The record is from RefSeq and is a predicted model, not a curated record. Bases 1 to 294 code for a protein of 97 amino acids.
AUGUCUUUCGCACGCUCCAAACUCGCCAGCCCGGCCGGCAUGAACAUAGAAACCUCAGAGCAAUCCACCAGCUACAUCUAUCAAUACGAUCAGGUCAUCGAGCCCCAAUCAGUCAAUCGUAGCCGGUCCACAUACUCUACUCUGAUUGCCCGUCAAGUGGGAUCUGGAGCUCCAGUGACCCAUGCUAGCUUCUGGAUCUGCUGUGCCUGUGGACAGAUGGUCAAUGACGCCCUAGCUCCCGAGCGUUGCGCCUGCUGUGGUCAUCCACGAUGCCACACUUGUGCAUCUACCUGA